AUGUCAGAAAGCCGCUCCGACUUGGAGAAGCGCUCAGGGCAUGCGGCGACGGACAGGGCUCGCCGUCACACUCGGCUGCGUAACAAUGCUGCCGGAUCCUCCGCCCCGGUGGCCCGUCGCCUCAAGGAUGCCAUCGCCAUGGCCUACCAGAGGACCAUCGUCGAGAUGAUCCUCCGCCGCAAGCACAUCGUCGCCUCCUCCGAUGGUCGUCACAUUCCCCUCGAGCUCGAGCACGAGAAGCCUCUCAUUGACACCAACCGCGGCGUCUCGUACGUCUCCAACAAUAUCCGAACCUCCCGGUAUACAGUAUGGGACUUCUUCCCGAAGCAACUCUUCUUCCAGUUCUCGCGCGUGGGAAACUUCUACUUUUUAUGCGUCGGUAUUCCACAGAUGAUACCGGGCCUGUCCACCACCGGAUCAUAUACCACCAUUCUACCGCUCAUGUUCUUUGUCCUCUUGACCAUUGUGAAGGAAGGCUAUGACGAUUACCGACGACAUCGACUCGACGAAGUCGAAAAUGCCUACUUUGCGACAGUUCUUGGCAGGGAAGAUAAAUACACCGGAAAGCUUCUGGUGAACAGUUUCUGGAAGCGCUACAACCCAUUUAUCAUCAAUUCAAAGUCCGAGCCCAGACCAGUUCCCGAAGAAGACUUCCAGGGCAUCCGAUGGGUCCCCGUACGAUGGAGAGAUAUCAAAGUUGGAGAUGUCGUCAGAUUAUCCCGCGACGAACCUGUUCCUGCCGAUGUUGUGUUGUUGCAUAGCGAUGGAGAGAAUGGAAUUGCCUACAUCGAAACCAUGGCCCUCGACGGCGAGACGAAUCUCAAAGCCAAGCAAGUUACACCCGCUCUAGAGGGUUGUGACUCAAUUGAAGGUCUCUCCAAAUGCGCUGCCCAGUUUGUUAUCGAGGACCCUAACCCUGACCUCUUCAACUUCGACGGCCGCGUCACUGUGGAUAAAAAAACCGUUCCAUUGACCCUGAACGAGGUUUUGUACAGAGGCAGCGUGUUGCGCAAUACCAACUGCGCUUAUGCCAUCGUCGUCAAUACGGGCGAAGAAUGCAAGAUCCGAAUGAACGCAAACAAGCACCCGAAAGCCAAGAAGCCUGCAUUGGAAGGGAUUGUUAACAGGAUUGUUGUCACAUUGGCUGUUUACGUCAUUAUCCUGUCGGUUGGAGUUUCAAUGGGAUAUGUCAAGUGGCAGAGGGAUACGGAGAGGCACUCUUGGUAUCUAAACCAAGCAGCGGUUCCGUUCUACCAGAUCAUCAUUGCCUUCAUCAUCAUGUUCAACAACGUCAUUCCACUUGCUUUGUACAUCAGUCUGGAAAUCGUCAAAGUUGGUCAGCUCCUCAUGCUGAACUCCGAUGUCGAAAUGUACGACGAAGAGACGGACACACCUGCCCGUUGCAAUACGAACACUAUCCUCGAGAACUUGGGUCAGGUCGGCUACAUUUUUUCGGAUAAAACUGGAACUUUGACAGACAACGUCAUGAAAUUUCGCAAAAUCAGUGUUGCUGGUACCGUCUGGCUUCAUGAGAUGGAUCUUGAGCAGAAAGAUAAUGUUGAGCUCGAGGCUGCGAAACUAGGAGACGAUGACUCGAGCAGGGCGCCGUCCGUGUUCAAUCUUGAACCUGUUACGGUGGUUAUCCCAGAGGACGAACCCCAACCUAUGAACAACAUGUUACUCGCCUCGCCCACACGACCGUCCAUGUCACCAUCUCGACCUUCCAUGUCACCCUCUCGGCCCUCGAUGGUCGGCCGCAGAUCAUCCUCACAAUGGCGCUCAACAGGACGACCGGACCACGUUCAGCCAGACGUUACCACAACGGACAUGAUCGAGUACAUUCGUCUUCGGCCGAACUCGAUAUUCUCCCGAAAGGCUAAGCAAUACAUCCUGGCAAUGGCACUGUGUCACACUUGCUUGCCCGAGCACAAGGAGGAUGGUGGAAUCGAGUUUCAAGCCUCGUCCCCAGAUGAGCUUGCUCUCGUCAGAGCUGCUCAAGAACUUGGGUUCCUUGUUAUCAACCGCACCACUCAGACAAUCACAUUGCAAAUCAAACAUCCCGAAGGGCGGGAAGAAGAGCAAAAGUAUCAGGUCUUGGAUGUAAUUGAAUUCAGCAGCGCUCGAAAGAGGAUGUCCAUCCUCGUCCGCUAUCCUGACGGUCGAAUCUCUGUCAUCUGCAAGGGUGCCGACUCUGCUAUUCUCCCACGCCUAAGGAUGUCGACACUUGCCAAACAGAAGGCCACAGAGGUACGAAAGAGUGCAGACUUGGAACGCGAGCUCUACCGGCGCAGCGAGCAGCAAGAGCCACGCAACAGCUUUGGUGGAAGACCCAGUCUGACAAUUCGCCGGAACUCUGCCUUGCAAAGAGAUCGAAGCACAGCCGGACGCCCCAAGGCAGAUCGAAGCAAGUCAUUCGAAUUCAGUAGACUUGCGCGCCGAUCCGAAGACAAACCUCGCCUCUCCAUUACUACUCGCGGCGUUUCGAUUGACGUUCCCAAGGGCAGUCAAUUCCUGCACACACCUGUCCACUAUCAAGCGCCAAUCCCUGACCAUUUUGACUUCCUCGACGAUCCAUCCAUGCACGACGAUUCUGAAGUGUUUACGAAAUGUUUCAAGCAUCUAGACGACUUCGCUACCGAAGGCCUGCGGACGCUGCUCUUUGCGCAAAAGUUCGUCACAGAGCAGGAAUACCAAUCAUGGAAGAAGAUCUGGGAUAAUGCCACGACCAGUCUUGUCGACCGACAGGAACUCAUUGAAGCUGCAGGUGAUCAGAUUGAACAAUCGUUUGAUCUCGUUGGCGCGACUGCCAUUGAGGACAAGCUUCAAAAAGGAGUCCCCGAAACCAUCGACAGACUGCGCCGAGCCAAUAUCAAGAUCUGGAUGCUUACUGGCGAUAAGCGGGAGACUGCAAUCAACAUUGCGCACUCGGCCCGCAUCUGCAAACCAGGUUCUGACUUAUAUAUCCUCGAUGUCAGCAAAGGAGCUCUUGACUCGCAGCUAAUUGCACUGACAGAGGAUCUGCAAGUUGGCUCCGUCCACAGCGUGGUAGUCAUCGACGGCCAGACUCUUGCCACUGUUGAGAAAUCGGCGGAGCUUUCAGCCCAGUUCUACAAUGUGAUGUUGCAGGUUGACUCGGUCAUUUGCUGCCGAGCGUCUCCCGCACAAAAGGCCCUUCUCGUUCGAACUGUUAGGUCUCGGUUGCAGAGCUUGCACGGUAGCAAGCGACGAGGGCUUACCCUGGCUAUCGGCGACGGUGCGAAUGACUUGGCUAUGAUUCAAGCCAGUCACGUCGGAGUUGGUAUCUCGGGUAAGGAAGGUCUCCAAGCGGCGCGAGUCGCAGACUACGCCGUCGCGCAGUUCCGAUUUUUGCAGCGAUUGCUGCUUGUCCAUGGGCGGUGGAACUAUGUACGCACCGCCAAGUUCAUUCUUUGUACAUUUUGGAAAGAAAUGUUCUUUUAUCUUCCAACGGCUCAGUAUCAGAGAUACGCCGGCUACAGUGGCACCUCUCUGUACGAGGCGACGAGCUUAACUGUAUUUAACACUCUCUUUACCAGUCUUUGUGUGAUUUGUAUGGGAAUUUGGGAGCAGGACCUUCGGGCGGAAACCCUCCUGGCGGUUCCCGAGCUGUACAUCUACGGCCAGCGGAACAUGGGCCUGAACCUCUGGAAGUUCGCUAGGUGGAUGUUACUUGGGGCUGUCCAAGGCGUUGUCUGCUGGUAUGGCAUUUGGGCCGGUUACGCAUGGAUCUCGCCGGCCGCACGCGACCAAGGCCUGUAUGCUUUGGGCACGCUGACGUUCACGGUUGGGAUCCUCUGGAUUAACUGGAAGCUCUUCAUUUUCGAAACACACUACAAGACUAAUAUUGUCAUGUUUUCCUUUUUCCUUACUACUUGGGGUUGGUUUGGGUGGCUCUCAUUCCUCGAUGCUGUCUAUGCUCCUGAACCAUCCGGCACAUACUCCAUCCGCGACAGUUUUACAACGUUGUUCGGAGACGAUGCUGUAUGGUGGUCGACGGUCUUCAUUGUCCUUGGGCUUAUUGGCUUGAUGGAGAUGGUGAUCAAGACCGUGAAGCGCCAGCUUCUCCUUGCCGGUCUGUGGAAGUGGCCGCCAUGGAAACAGAGCAGGGUCGGCGACAACAUUGAGGAAUGGGACGUGGAACUCUGGCAGGAGCUGGAGCAGGAUCCCGUCAUGCGAGAGCGAUUAUCACGACUGUGCCGCGAUGAGCCCCUGGACGAAGAAGAUGACCCGGAUCUCCAAAUUGACAUAGAGGACACACGAUGA
Messenger RNA from Ilyonectria robusta, 4281 nucleotides. RefSeq lists its product as uncharacterized. Gene Ontology annotation, cellular component: plasma membrane. Gene Ontology annotation, molecular function: magnesium ion binding; ATPase-coupled intramembrane lipid carrier activity; ATP binding. Gene Ontology annotation, biological process: intracellular protein transport; phospholipid translocation; post-Golgi vesicle-mediated transport. The transcript is spliced from 3 exons. Lineage: Eukaryota; Fungi; Ascomycota; Sordariomycetes; Hypocreales; Nectriaceae. The record is from RefSeq and is a predicted model, not a curated record. Bases 1 to 4281 code for a protein of 1426 amino acids.